UUCGUUAUGAAUUUUUACACCAAAUGCCUAAAAAGCAGACAAGUGUUGCUGUCGUUGGUGUGCAUCUUCCUUCCUAAAGAUAAGCAGGUGUAUACAUGAUGAUGAUGUGGCACCUCCUUUGGCCUUCUGUCCUCCUGGGAGUGUUUUUCAACAUUUGUCCAACAUGCCCUCUGGAAAUCCAGAAGGAAAGGAAACACUACUACGUCGCCAGGGGGUCAAGUGUCCAGCUACCUUGUGCGUACAGUCACACCCUGGACUCUAAGCAGUACACGGAGGUCUCGUGGAGUAUCGUGUCUGCAGACCGAGAGGAGCAACCCAUUAUUUGGUUUACAGGCGGCCGCUUGUAUUCCGAUUUGUACAAACCAAUGGAGGGGAGGGUCCAAUUCACAUCAGCCGAUCCCCAAAAUGGAGACGCGUCUAUCAACAUCAAAGAUGUACGUCCGUCAGACACGGAGAUGUACCGGUGUCUGGUGAAGAAGUUACCAGAACUGGACAAGAAGAUCUUAGACCUGACAGUCAUGGAGGCACCCAGUCAGCCUCUGUGCAGUGUGGACGAAGAAGACAACAGUAUGACGCUGAAAUGCAGCUCUCUGCAAGGCACCCCACCUUUGCAUUACAUCUGGUCCAAGACCAGUGGAAAUAAGGUCUUGCCUCCUCAGGCCACUGUGGACCCCACAGGAGCCACCUUGCAUUUCAACAUCACCGAGCGGGAGUGUGGAAGCUAUCGCUGCACGGUGGAAAGUAUGGUGGGCACCAAACACUGUGACCUUCACCUGGACUGUUCGCUGCCCCAGGACAACAAUGUGAGCAGUCCACGAUUGCUGACAACCACUGCAGUCGCUGCAGUGGUUGUCACUAUCACCACACUCUUCAUUGUCACAGUUGUCCUUGCCGUAUUCCUCUACCGCAAACGAAAAGAGCAACACCAGGACAUUGAAAUGGAAAAAUAA
This is a messenger RNA of Corythoichthys intestinalis (scribbled pipefish), 950 nucleotides long. RefSeq names its product coxsackievirus and adenovirus receptor homolog. The record is from RefSeq and is a predicted model, not a curated record. Gene Ontology annotation, biological process: homotypic cell-cell adhesion. Gene Ontology annotation, molecular function: cell adhesion molecule binding. Gene Ontology annotation, cellular component: basolateral plasma membrane; bicellular tight junction; intercalated disc. The transcript is spliced from 2 exons. The coding region runs from base 96 to 950 and encodes 284 amino acids. NCBI's taxonomy places the organism in Eukaryota, Metazoa, Chordata, Actinopteri, Syngnathiformes, Syngnathidae.